Molecule: messenger RNA, 2779 nt
Organism: Suricata suricatta (meerkat)
Lineage: Eukaryota; Metazoa; Chordata; Mammalia; Carnivora; Herpestidae
Exons: 12
Coding region: 245-2407 (720 amino acids)
Source: RefSeq, a predicted model, not a curated record
UCUCUACCUCUACCUCACUCACUCCCUCACUCUCUCUCAACAUAAACAAACAUUUAAAAAUCCAAACAAGAGUUUAUUCUCACUUUUUGACAGCAGUGGUGGGGCGGCAGUGUGGGAGUGCGGGUUGGUGGGGGUGGUCCACUGUGACCGCAGGCCUCACGUGCUCUGCCUAACUUCGCGGCCUUCGUUCUGACCUGGGGUGGACCCAAGAAGUCAGGGAAACAUUCCUGGCCUUAACGGGGCGAUGACCACCUCCAUCUAUGCUCUGGUCAGUGAAAUCUGCGGACUUCUAAAAAGCACUAAUAAGCAUAUUUUUAAAGGCAGAGAAAAUUUCUCUGGCAGUGACCAGCUUCCUCCUUUCAUUCUUUUAUUUGGGAGAGAGAGUAAAACGCCCAGUGACUCAGAGGCUGCGAGAGGGCGGCUGUGGGGCCAGUCCAGCGCCAGGCUCGAGAGCAGCGGGAUGGAUCUCGUCAGGGGCAAGGUGCGCUGGAGCAGGACGGAGCCCAGGCGCGGAAGAGAAGCAGCUGACGGAGAGCAGGGACGGAUCCUGCUCACUGAGGCUCAGGCGCCCCGGAGACAGCAGCCCAAAGGCCACUCUUCGAAGCCGAGAAGGAAGAUUCCGGGGUUUCUGAGACGACUGCGCAGAAAUAAAGAACCCCAAAAUGUUUGUGAGAUGGAGACUUCCAAAGACUUCCAGCACUUGGUCCAGAAGGGGCAGUUCCUGGAAGCCUAUGAGAGCCUCUCGGUGCUGGCACAGGAAGGGCAGGACUGCGGCCCCCAGUUCGAAGCUCUUGCCCAGGGCAUGUGGCGGGUGGUGCAGCAGGCUCUGCAGGGCGCCGGGCACAGUCAGGAACUCGAGGCGGUGCUGGACACUGUGGAGGCCACGACCCUCCUGGAUGACGGCAAUGCGGCCUGGGGCGGGCAGCUGGGCAGGCUGCUGAGAAUGGACGCUGAGGCCCGAGUGCCCACCCUGAAGCCCGGGGACCAGCUGGGCCCCUUCCUGGAGAAGCUAGACAAGGCCGUGAGACAGGGCCUGGGGUCCCCACGGGCAAGCCAGUUGGGGACCCGCCUCUGGGAGACAUACAGGACCUGCUUCCAGGAGGUCCUCUGCAGCCGCCUCUGGGGGCUCACGACGGGGCCCUGUGGUGCCGACCUGAAGAGCUGCCUCCAGCUGUACACCUGGGGCAAGACGGCCUGCUUCCUGCGGCCGGGCAGGGAGACCCUUCUGAACGCACCUCCCGCCGCCCAGGAGCCCACGGCCGGGCACCUCUUGGACCCCAUCAUGAUGUUUGUGACCUGGAUGUCCCAAACGCAGGAGAAGCUGGUGGGGAUGAUCCAGGAAAAGGUGGAGGCGGCUCUGGAAAAAGUCCUGAUCUGCGAUCGGAAACAGUGGGCCCAAUUCUCCCGCCCAAAAACGUUCCUUGAGAUCUCUCAGCUGCUGGAAGCAAACACAAAAGCAGUACAGCACUUAGGACCCUCGAUCACCAGCCAGGUCCAAGCCGUGGUUCUGAAAACAUUUUCAACGUUUCUGAACAGGUACAAGGUAGAGGCUGUCGGCUUCCUGCAGCGGAACGCCACUGCCGGGGCCUUUCCCGAGGUGCACGUGCUGGAAAACUGCUGCAUCCUCAGGGAAACGUGGCAGAACCUGAGCCAGGCACAUGUUCCACCCGAAGACCUGGGCCCCGCUGUGCAGGGCGCCAUCCACUUCAUUGAGGACCACAGCCGGGACCACCUCGUGCCUAGAGUCAGAGCCCUGUGCCAGAGCCAGCUGAGGGCCCACUUCGGGAGUAAGGACAAGGAUCUGGUCCACGCUCUGCAGUCUCUGUGGCAGGGCCUGGAGGGCUGUCCCAGGCUGCACUCUAGUCCCUUGUAUGAGAGCAUUAUGCGAAGUUUGCACAUGGUGGUCUUUGGGGAGUACCUCCAGGCCCUGGCCACUCACCUCAGGACGCUGGAGCCCAGGAAGUGGGACAGCCUCAGGCUUCAGGUGGAGAUGGACAUCAAGAAGUUGGAUGACAUCUUCAGGAGGCAUGGGCAGGCAGGACCCCUGCAGCUCCGAGGACCUGGAGGUGGGAGUGAAGGGAAGACGCUGCUGCUGCUGCUGCUGCUGAUGCCCCAGCUCUGCACCAGAGUGCCCUUCCCAUCUGUCAAAGUUCUCCUUCCUCAAGUCUGCUGCUCACUUUCGUGUCCAAGAUGCACAUCACAGUCUUCCUUUGGUCAAGAGCUGUCUCGUCCGCUGAUUGGCAAGUGUCUUGAUGGCAGAGGACCGGCCACACGUGUCUUUGUCCCCCCAGGGCCAGGCGGAAGGCUGACUGGCCUGGAUGGAGGUGGAGAAGGAAUGCACGGGACAUUUACCCUGGAACCGCCCCCAAGCUAUGAUGCCGGCCAGGCCUUGUGGGAGGCCACGUGAAGGUGUCCCAGCCAGCGGCCCAACCAAGGACGCAGCCAACAGCUGGUGUGAACCCCGGACGUUCGGGUGAGGAGAGCUUCCAACCCCGGCAGCCCGGCCGCUGCCUGACGCAGUGCCAGGAUGUGGUGGUGUCUGCACGCUGGACACUCGCCUGGUGUCAGAAGAGCUCUGAGUAGGGGGACAGUUGUCCUGCAGUCACAAGAAAUGUCCUGGGCGGACGUUCGGUUACGGCCGCCUCCGGGAUAUGUGAAUAAAUCACAGCGGACAGGCCUCUGCUUACUCUAGAGUCGGAAGCAGUCGUUUCUCCUUUUCCUUUUUCUGUCCUCCUCCUCCUCAUUCUCCUUUCUGGAAAAUAAAAGGGCAGCUCCUGUG